UAUAAACCGACUCCCGCUACUUCUGGCUCUCUCGUCAAUACAGUUCACAAAACUCACACGACUUAACAACUGAGCCUCACGCUCGCCAAUGGAUUCCUCAACUCGCUCCUCCGUCAUCAUCAUCGGCGCCGGCAUCUCCGGCAUUUCGGCGGCCAAAACGUUAGCGGAAAACGGAAUAGAGGAUAUAGUAAUUCUAGAAGCGUCCGACAGGAUUGGCGGGCGUGUCCGGAACGAGAAUUUUGGAGGAGUGUCGGUGGAGCUCGGGGCGGGUUGGAUCGCCGGGGUCGGCGGAAAAGAGUCUAACCCGGUCUGGGAACUCGCCGCGCAAUCGGGGCUCCGAACUUGCCUCUCAGAUUAUAGCAAUGCCCGAUAUAAUAUCUACGAUCGAAGUGGGAAAAUAAUUCCGAGUGGAGUUGCGGCGGACUCUUACAAGAAAGCGGUGGACUCAGCGAUUCAGAAGCUGAAGAGUUUAGAGAACAAUGUGAAUGACGUCAUCAAAGCCACCGCAGAGCCGCCAUCUUCUCCCAAGACGCCGAUAGAGCUUGCCAUUGACUUCAUUCUACACGAUUUUGAGAUGGCUGAAGUGGAGCCAAUAUCAACUUAUGUAGAUUUUGGGGAGAGGGAGUUUUUGGUAGCGGAUGAAAGAGGGUAUGGUUAUUUGCUAUACAAAAUGGCAGAAGAAUUUCUAUUUACUUCAGAUGGUAAAAUCUUGGACGGUCGUCUCAAGCUCAAUAAGGUUGUUCGGGAAUUACAGUACUCGAGAAGCGGCGUAACAGUAAAAACAGAGGAUGGUUGCGUUUACGAAGCUAAUUACGUGAUUUUGUCUGUUAGUAUUGGAGUUUUACAGAGUGAUCUCAUUUCCUUUAAGCCUUCCUUGCCCAGGUGGAAAAUGGAGGCUAUAGAGAAGUGUGAUGUGAUGGUGUACACAAAGAUCUUCCUAAAGUUUCCUUAUAAGUUCUGGCCAUGUUGCCCUGAAAAAGAGUUCUUCAUCUAUGCCCACGAGAGGAGAGGCUACUACACGUUUUGGCAGCACAUGGAGAAUGCAUACCCUGGUUCCAAUAUCCUUGUUGUAACUUUGACCAAUGGGGAGUCAAAACGUGUGGAAGCUCAAUCAGAUGAAGACACAUUGAAGGAGGCCAUGGGGGUACUGAGAGACAUGUUUGGACCCAACAUACCUAAUGCCAUUGAUAUACUCGUGCCCCGCUGGUGGAACAACAGAUUCCAACGUGGUAGCUACAGUAACUAUCCCAUCAUCUCCAAUAACCAAGUUGUUAAUAGUAUUAAGGCCCCAGUAGGAAGAGUUUUCUUUACUGGUGAACAUACAAGUGAGAGAUUCAAUGGCUAUGUUCAUGGUGGAUACCUUGCAGGUAUAGACACAAGUAAAACACUACUGGAAAGAAUAAAGGAAGAGGAAAGAAAUAGUGAUAGUAAUAAGUUUUUGCUAGAACCCUUGUUAGCGUUGACUUUGACACAGACGGAAGCAGUGUCAGGGCUUCAUAAAUGUGAUAUUCCCACACAAUUGUAUCUUAGUGGAAAGCUUGGCAUUCCAGAAGCGAUAUUAUGACUAGAUGGACCACAUUUUGAUGAUGAAAAUAUGACCAAUGCGAUUGAGGGCCAUAUGGGUUUGGUACCAGAGAUGA
Pistacia vera is the source of this 1640-nucleotide messenger RNA. RefSeq names its product polyamine oxidase 1. The transcript has 10 exons. Lineage: Eukaryota; Viridiplantae; Streptophyta; Magnoliopsida; Sapindales; Anacardiaceae. The record is from RefSeq and is a predicted model, not a curated record. Gene Ontology annotation, molecular function: polyamine oxidase activity. Gene Ontology annotation, biological process: polyamine catabolic process. The coding region runs from base 89 to 1564 and encodes 491 amino acids.